Molecule: messenger RNA, 4485 nt
Organism: Neurospora tetraspora
Lineage: Eukaryota; Fungi; Ascomycota; Sordariomycetes; Sordariales; Sordariaceae
Exons: 3
Coding region: 481-4080 (1199 amino acids)
Biological process (GO): establishment of spindle localization; mitotic spindle orientation checkpoint signaling; nuclear migration along microtubule
Cellular component (GO): spindle pole body; cell cortex; mating projection tip
Source: RefSeq, a predicted model, not a curated record
AACAGCUUCUUUGAUAUGAGUCUCGAUGGGAUGAGUGAGAGGCUUGCUUCCCUUGACUUCUUCAACGAUCCAACACCUACCCUACCGUACCCGUUGGAACGCAAAUCUUCAGAUAUGUCUCUCCCGUUGGAACUCGUUACCUCUGCGCAUUCUUCACGUGCUGUCUCAGUACGCCCUGCCUUUCCACUUCACUGAGACUUGUUGCCGAGAAACCCGCGAUAACCUUUGUCAUGUCUCAGUGCAAAGAGGCAUUCCUCACUUGCCUGCCUCUGAGCUGACUACCACAUCCGGUUUAGCGUCAGCCCCGAUGAAGGCUGUUGUUGUGUGCAGGGGUACCCUUAUUUUCUGGGUGGACAAGACCCCUGAAGUGCGAACCGCCGUAGUGGGAGUGGUAAUUGUAAUGAGGUGAGGGAGGAUAGCCGAUAUCAAUGUCGCUUCUUUGAGUUGCGACCUUGUCAUUUGCUGAAGACGAAGGAGACGAUGGAGAGGGAAGAUGUCCCAGAUGGUGAUGGCCGUGAUCUAUUCGAGGCUUGUCGCAUCCCUUUUGCUUGCUCCGAAACACAACUCCCCUCGCCGGUAUUAACGGGACCCCUCAAACAUAUCUUUGUGUCGCCUAGGUCUCCAGCUGCUGGCCCUCCUCCAGCCAGUGCAAGUGGUGACUGUGGUUUUACCAUCCGACUGGUAAAUGACGACGGCGACUCUGAUCUGGAUAUCGAUGCCCAAGAACAGCAACAGCGUCAGGAUAGCGCCGUCGAACUGUCCUUUUCAGAGAUCCCUACAGAGCUGCUACAAUUCACCUUUGCCAACGAUACCUCUAGUGACAGGCCUGAUACUAGCUCCAGCGCUUCCACUAACAAUAAUACAAAUCACACCUCAACACCGCGACAAUCCCACUUCUCGACAGACGUCCUCCUCACUCCCGAUCCGACCCCUCCCGGUCUUCGCGCCACUCGAAAACCCUCUCCGGGUCUUGCUGCGAGAUUGAAGGCUCUCGGUUUCGGCGGCCAGCGCAAGCCUACAUCCCCGCCCCAACACCGGGAACUCGAGAUCGGCAAACUCCCCGAGGAGACACUGAAGAAACUCGACGAGCACCACUUGUCGCUUUCUCAAGCCCUCGUUAUCGAGCGACGCGGUCGUCCUUGGAAAGGUCGCAUUCCAUCAUCGUCGAGCCUGAAGGCAUCCAAGCUGUUCCAUCAUCACCACAAAUCAGAGGAAGCCCAGGAGGCCGCCCAUGAACAACACGCCACCAUCGGUGGUGACGUACUAGCUCAACAACAAGAACAUCACGAUAACGACGACAGCGCUUCCACUUCACCAGACAGCAACACAGAAAUGGACACCAACAAAUACCGACUGCCCGAUCAUGUCAACGGCAAUGGCGUCAAGGCACAACGAGACACGCGAUACGAGCAUAUAGCCCGCGAUUCACGCCGAAGUUCAUCACAGUCUUCCGACGAUGUGCCGCCCCCGCCUCCACCAAAGGACACAUACCCCUCGCAAUCACACCAGCGCGGCACCUCCAACAACUCCUCCAACAAUGGUGACUAUUUCAACCCCGACGACAUCUCCUUCAACCCUCUCGGCCUUUCACGCCCUCAAUCCGUCUACACCUUAUCUCGCGCCUCCUUCGCUGACCAGCUGGCCCAACUAACCUCCAUCACCCUUCCCGAUGCCGAGCUCCUCUCCAACAAGAUCGCCGCCAUCCCGACCGCCCAGGUAGCUACUCGGGCGCUUAUCGGUGCAGCCGAGCAGAUUCGCGGGUGGAUCUACAAAGCGUCCGAAGUGAUCGGCGGCCUCGAAGCCGACGAUGACGUGGAGUGGGCGGCCGCGGGCGGGCGCGAAGGAGUAGAUGAAGUCGAAAAGGCCAUCGUCAGGUUCGAAGAGCUGAUCAACAUUUACGUCGGAGCCAUCGAGGAGCUGCAGGAGCGAGAAGACGUAAACGAGGUGUCGACGGACGAUUUGCGGCGCGCGGUGGCGCAGAUGGAGAGCAUCUUGGGCGAGUGGGCGCGGAUCAGAGAGACGCUGAGAGCCGUCAAGUCGCAGGAGGAGCUGGCGAUGGAGUGGGAGGAGCUGUGGAACGUGGUGUUGGGCGAUAUCCAGAUGGAGGUGGAUGACUUGAGCAAGUUGGUGUUUGAGAUGGAGGAGAGGAGGCAUAAGACGGCCAUGUUGGCGGGGGAUGGGGUGGAUAUCGGGGAUUUGGAAACCAUCGUCGAGGAGGCGCCAACGUCCAUUGUGAGCAGGCUGCAGGCGGCUAAUGCGCAUGGUAACGGGAGGUUUAGUCUCCCUGGCUUUCCGAAUAGCCCGACGUCACCGCUGCCGACUCCGUCAACGGGCAUCUCUAUGGAUGAUUCGAGCUUGUUGGCGCUAUUUGCAAGGAUGCAGCCGCUUAGGGCUUCGUUGGAUUUUCUGCCCAUGAGGCUGGCGGGCUUCCAGUCAAGGGCGGAGGAUAUCUUCCCUACUGCUUCCGAUGAGUUGGAGAUGCGGAGGCACAGUCUCGAAGCUACGUACAGGAAGCUGGAGAAGGAUGCCGAGGCUCUGAGGAAGGAACUGGGCGAGGAUCGGUGGGUGUUGGUGUUCAGGGGCGCAGGCAGACAGGCGCAAAAGAUGUAUGAGUCGGUACAAAGGAGCUUGGAGAGGGUGAAGGAGGCAUUCGACACGGGAAUGCACUUGACGAACCAACCCAUGAUGAGCAAGAAGCUGGAAAGUUACGAGGCUAAGAAGACUCAUUACGGGCCUGCCAUCGAGAGGGUUCUGUCGAUUAUCGAGAAGGGUGUCAAGGAUCGGUUGACGGUCAACGGAGAGAUUCUGCGUCUGCAUACUGAGAUGCAGGCCAAGUGGAAGGAUCUGAAGGAGGAGAUGGUUGAUGUGGAUGCGGUGGUGGAAGAGCUCUACUCGAAGGGACAACAGUUACGGGAUUCUGUUUCCAGCAUCUUGUCCAACGACAGGUCUCCAUUCGGUAGCGGCCAUGAGACUCCCCAGAGCUCACCACCUUCGUCCGUCAUUAUGACCGGCCGGAACGCUCCCCCCACUGCUCGGUCCAAGUCUCGGCAGGCGGGUACUCCUGGUAGCCAACUCCCGAAACCCCCUGCCUCUCGCCGGCAGUCAACCGUUCCAGCUUCGGCCUUAACCGUCACCCGCAAAGCCGCACCAUCCAAUCCCCGCAUGUCCACCAUCUUUGCCACUACCCCGGUAAAGACGGACUACCGCGAAAGACCAGGCACAACUACUCCUUCCACCUCCCGCUCCGCCCAACCCCCUCGCCCAUCCUCCAAACUCGACAACCGUCCUCGUUGGAACGCUACCUUUAGCCCCUCCGACGUCGACACAGGUCAUAACUUCAAGCCUCUGAGCCUAACCACCCCUUCGCCCUAUGCCAGGUCUACUUCCUCCUUGGGCCAGUCCUCCACUUCCAAGUUACCGCAAACCCGCUCUCCUUUGAACCGCGCUACCACCGCUUCUCCUUCUGUCGACGGCUCGGACUUACAGAGUCCCACCAUCAAAAGAGCGAACGCCACGGCAUCAAAAAUGUCCUUCCGCGACCGCAUAUCCUCUCCCGGUCCUUACUCUCAACAAACCCUCUCCAAGAGCGUUGGCCCCAGCGUUGCCAGACCAACCGCCACACCACGCCAGUCCAAGACUUCACACUCUUACUACCCCCCCUCAUCCUCCAACACCAGCCUUCACUCCUCCGGUGGCCGCGAACGCGUCGAACCCCCCACCGGCUCCGGCACCUCCAACAUGCGCAGCAACCCCAAGCGCCAAUCCCUCCAACCACCCCGCAUGAGCGAACCCAGUCUCGCGGUAAGACCAGCUAGUUCCAUGGCUACCUCGCGCAGACAGAGCAUGCUUCCACAGCCGACUUCUCGCAUGGGAAGGGCUACUACCCCUGGAUUGACGGGAAGGGAAAGCCCGCAGGCGGUGGCGGGAGCGAGACAUGCGAUGGGUAUGGGGACGAGCACUAAUACGGUUGCGGCGGGGAGGAGGAGUGGAAGUAGUUUGGGGCUGGCGAGUAGGAGCGGGAGCUCGUUGGGGAUGAAUGCGGUGGGGAAGGAUGGGAGGCCUAGGUGGAGGAACCCCUAAGUCUGGAGUGGAAGGGUGAUGACGGGGAUGAGGUGUGAGGAGGGAGGAAAUAGGAGGAGAGGAGAGAGAGAACAAGGGAAGAAGAGGGGGUCCGAUGUCUGCGUUGUUUUUUCUCAUUGUUUUUGAUCCCGUGCUCUUCGCUGCUCUUCACACAUACCCAAAGCACUUUGCCAUAUGAAAACUAGCAUUGCAUAGCUAUGGCGUUUUUGUUUUUGUUUUUGUUUUCUGAUUCGAUAACUAGCACUGAUGUAUAAUUUGGCAUAAAGACGGGAGGGAUGGAGGGAUGGAGGGAUCUGGCGGGAUCUGGAGGGAGGAUGAUGGAGACGGGACUCGGAGGCGUUACUACCUACAGUACCUAGCUUUACGUUGCUUUACUAUAUAGGCUUCAUUAUAUUCAUUGCAUCU